AUGGCGCUCUUUUCUCAAACUAGUCACCAGGGGUUUCAGGCUUUGCUUUGGAAAUGUCGUACAUUCUGGUCACCUUCAAGAUGCCAACAACUCUUUGCUGUCUCUUUCAGCAGCCCCAACAGGGAAAAGGUUAGUGGUUUCAGUUUUAUGACAUCUUCCGGCACUGCAUUGCCAGUGGAUCCCAAAGGAACUGAUGCCUUUCCUACCAAGAAAAAGUCUGAAAUUGAUAGUGAAGGUGAAAAAGGAUGGGAUGAGGAGACUAAAGAAAUAGCUGAAAGAAAACUCCACUUAUCUUCCUCUACUGGAUCUCCGAAGAAACAGUUAAUGUCUCGAGUUCUGCUCAGGCGUAGGUUUGCCAGUCUACAGCCUCCAGAAAAACCUUUGCAGGGUGAGGAAUGGAAAAGACUGAGGGAAAGCUUUCAUUCACCUGAAAUAUUUGAAGAAGUGAUGCUUAACAGUAUGAUCAAGUGCAACAGCCCCAUUGAUGUGGCCAAGUCCUUGCUGACCCAUGUGGCAAAGAGUAAUGGUGACAUUGCAUAUGUUUUAUUGGUCAAAUAUCUGGCAUUGUGUGUCCAGCGUGGGCAGACUUCAGAAAUCUGCGAUGUGUAUGAUAUCAUGAAAAUCAGAUUUAAGAUUUUAGACAGCGGGGCUUACAACCUUAUUAUUAGGGGGCUGAGUAAUUCAGAUCAAUGGAGAAUGGCCUUGACUGUUUUGGAAGAAGUAAAGAAGAUCAUGAAUCCCUCACGGACAAACUAUGAAUCCUGUAUCAGAGCAGCCAGCCGGCACCAAGAAAUGAACCUCGCAUUUGAACUUUACCGUGAAAUGCUGGCUAAGGAUUUGGUCCCAACCUUGGAUGUCCUGCAGGCCCUUUUUGACUUCAGCAGGGGUAUGAAAGGUGCUGAGUUACAAAAAGACCUGUUUGAUAUCCUCUUAUAUUUGAGAGAGAACCAAAUAUAUCCUCACAAAACAUUUAUGCGGAGUAUAAAGCUAUGGUUUGAAAGUAUACCAGGAGGGAACUGGAGAGGACACCUGACCAACAUUAAAACCAGUGGACAGUGCCCAGUAUGCAACCAUCAGUUGGAGGAUAGUGACCUCACUGAAGAGGAGUAUAAUAAUCUCAGAGAAAGAAUAACAAAAGAUGUGAUACAUGGAACUGACACCUUUAGAAAGACAAGCCCACAGGAAUUUGAAGCCUUUCAGACAUUUGUGGAAAAUCGACUUCCGUUUGAUAUUGUUAUCGAUGGACUCAAUGUUUCCCACAUAAAACCCAGAAAGACGCAGUGUGAAAAUCUAUUUGAUGCUGUCAAUUGCCUGGCAAAAAAGAACGCUCGGUUGCUUGUGCUGGGCCGCAAACACAUGCUGAUUAACUCUUCAAAUUGGAAAAGAGAGAUUAUGAAGGAGAUGCAGAAUAAGGCAGAGUUCUUCUUUGCUGAAAAUAUCUCUGAAGAUGAUGCGUUCUUGCUAUACGCCACUCUUCAAUCAGGCAAGCAUUGCAAGUUUGUUACUAGAGACUUCCUCCGAGAUCACAAGGCUUGUCUUUCUGACAGCGUGACGCGUCAUCUGUUCCGUAAGUGGCAGCGUGGACAUCAGAUAGUGUUUUCCACCUCUUCAAAAGGAGAGCCUAUACAUUUUUUGCCUGCUUUCCGUUAUGACGUUGUGGUACAGACUACAGGUGAUACAUGGCAUAUCCCCUACAAAGACACUUUUGAGGAAAAACACGCAUAUCAAAUACCAAGAAAAUGGCUCUGCAUUCAACAGAAAUGGUGA
Molecule: messenger RNA, 1767 nt
Organism: Apaloderma vittatum (bar-tailed trogon)
Lineage: Eukaryota; Metazoa; Chordata; Aves; Trogoniformes; Trogonidae
Gene: PRORP
Product: KIAA0391 ortholog
Exons: 7
Coding region: 1-1767 (588 amino acids)
Biological process (GO): tRNA 5'-leader removal; mitochondrial tRNA 5'-end processing
Cellular component (GO): mitochondrion; mitochondrial ribonuclease P complex
Molecular function (GO): ribonuclease P activity; protein binding
Source: RefSeq, a predicted model, not a curated record